CUUUGUUCUAUCCUUUCCCCAAAAUUCCAUUUGCUCGACGCGUCGUUAUACUUGAAACCGAAAAGCAACCCAUAUUGAAACCAUAACUUAUAUAAAACUAAACAUGUAUUUUUUAACUACGACCUUAAUUGCCUUUGAGCAAGAAGGUGAAAAUUACCUGACACAAGUAGCCAUUUACACACAAAUUCCAGUCUGUACAGACCCUUCCUGCAGGGAUGCACAGUAUUUAAAACGAACACUUCUUCAAAUUACCUUCAACGGUAUUCAGCAGCUAUAUACUACGUUUCCUAAUAUUUGGCAAUAUGCUUUGCUGAGUAAAGGAAAGAAAGAAGAAUCAUUGAUAAGUAUUGAAGAAGUACCAAACUCUGAAUUUCGAAUCCACUACUACGUCUUGCCAUGGACGAGACGAUUACGAGGCUAUCAAACGAUCACCAUUCAAAACGGAGUACGCGUGCCUUUAAUUAAAAGAUCGGAGAAAUGGAGAAUACUCGUAGAAUGUUAAACCUAGAAUGAUUUAAGAACAUAUUAAUGUAGUAUGAAAAAGAAAUAUAACAUUGCAAACGUUAACCAAGAUUUACAUUUUCAAAAUCGUCUGAGUCCGCCUUUGCUUCGGGUUCAGUUAAAUCUGCAGAUUCUUUUUUUUCAGUAGACGGAUUCUCAUCUUCAUUAACUUGAUUCUCAUCUUCGGUUUCCUUGUCCGAGCUUCUGUUCUCAUUAUUUUCAGCAGUGUCUUCUUGAUUUGCAUCAUUCACACUUUUGGGUUCAUCAACUUCUUCAGCAUCACUCGGCUUAACUUCAUCCUUUAGCUGUGUCUUAUUAUUGACGUUCUCUUCAGUAGCCUUCUCUUCACUGACUUUAGGAGAAGGUUCUGCCAAUUCUUCUUUGUCAGUCGAAUCAUUAUUUGCAUGCUCGUCGGCAGAUUGACUCUGAACUUCAUUAUCCGUAGUAACAUUUGAUUCAUUUCCUUCUUGUAUAGGCUCCAUAUCGUUUUGAGUAAUACCUUCUUGCUUAGGUUGUUCCGAUUCGUGACCACUAGUUUCAUUCAGUUCAUCCUUAUCGCUGCCUUCAAUUUCAGCUUUUGAGUUGCUUGGCUCUGUAUUUUGAGCUUUAUUAUUAGUGUUGCUAGGAGGAAUGAUAUCACUUGAUACAUCGACAGACUGCUCUGCGGAAUUUAGGGGAUUCGACGAGCUAGUGGGCUCUUUGGAAGAAGCACUCGUUUCAUUCUUGGCCUGUAAUUCUCCCGCUUCACCCUGUUCUUUCUGUUCAUUGGGUUGUUUUUCUGCAUGUCCGUUUACAGGAGCCUCAAACUGUUCCUUUGGAGGUUCUUCUUUAGAUUGUUCAGCAACAGGCUUGUUUUCUUCCGCGGGCUGGGUGGUAGAGGCCUGAUUGACAGUUUGCGCUUCUGUGUUUUGAACGGGAGGAGUUUGCACGUUGGCAACAUUCAGGCGACUGAUAUUUGCAGAAGAUCCGCCAGAACGGUUUUCAAUAUAGAACCCGCUAACAUUAACAAGUCUCCCUUCCGAUUCGCACUUAAGUAGAUAAUCAACACCAAGCACUGGGAUGUUGGCAGUCUUUGCACGAUCGUAUUCACGACCGCCUACGGAAGAGCAAAUGAAAUGAGUUGUGUCAAUUUGAACGCUAGUUUGGAUGGGCUUGGCAUGAAUUCUUUCGAUACAUUUCUGCAAAGCUUGCAUUUCCUCAGGUACCAUGUUACCAACGCAGACCUGUAUACCCGUCAAAUCAAUCAUACGAAGAGUUUUAACUUGUAAAUGUUUACUACUGAAGCGUCCAGCUGUAGUGUCGAGAACGAGCGUGAAAUCGUAGUCAGUGUCUAAGGAUAAUCCACUAAGUUUUGCAUGUUGUGUACUCAAUAAAUUGGUAAUCUUUAAAGCACGG
Messenger RNA from Schizosaccharomyces octosporus yFS286, 1896 nucleotides. RefSeq names its product bouquet formation protein Bqt1. Bases 104 to 502 code for a protein of 132 amino acids. NCBI's taxonomy places the organism in Eukaryota, Fungi, Ascomycota, Schizosaccharomycetes, Schizosaccharomycetales, Schizosaccharomycetaceae. The transcript is spliced from 2 exons. The record is from RefSeq and is a predicted model, not a curated record.